Lepisosteus oculatus (spotted gar) is the source of this 7756-nucleotide messenger RNA. It is a transcript of the gene cacng4b, whose product is annotated as calcium channel, voltage-dependent, gamma subunit 4b. Lineage: Eukaryota; Metazoa; Chordata; Actinopteri; Semionotiformes; Lepisosteidae. Gene Ontology annotation, cellular component: voltage-gated calcium channel complex; AMPA glutamate receptor complex; postsynaptic density membrane. Gene Ontology annotation, biological process: neurotransmitter receptor internalization; positive regulation of synaptic transmission, glutamatergic; transmission of nerve impulse. Gene Ontology annotation, molecular function: channel regulator activity; voltage-gated calcium channel activity. The record is from RefSeq and is a predicted model, not a curated record.
UCUAUCACACCUCUACGGCGUUCCUCCUCGGGCUCUCCAUACGUUGAAAUCCAUCUCCUCCUACUGACCAAUUUCUGAUGCAUUUCUCUUUUCUUCCCCGAUUCCGACUCAGCCGAGUAUUUACAUGUUUGUUUCCCAUUGGUUACUCCCGGGGAAGGUGGGGUCAGAGGAGCGCUUCAGAAGCGCUUUCUGAAUCAAACCGUCGGAGUUUGUGAAAGCGGCUCCCGGCUGAAAGGAGACGACGGAGCGCUAGACGACCGAGCGGCAAAGAAGCAGGCAAGAGACGGUCGGCUCCGACAGCGGGAGCUACUGAAAGGUUUUGUUAUCCCCCACCUCCCCAACCAAAAACAAAAGAUUUCGAGAAAGUAUUCAGGGUUUUUGUUCCCGGGUCCGUACCGUGCACGACGCUCCUGUCCGGGAUUUUUCAUCCAAGUUUGCCACCCAUCAAGGAGAAGUGCUGAAACUUCGCAGGAAAUGCGCUUUGACAGAACUAAGACCCAACAGCCGUGACACUGCCCGGGGACACUAUGAACGGACGCUUCUCGGCUUGACUGGCUUCAGUGUGUGCACGGAGCGCGGAGUAUUAUGAGGCAGCAUGGCUUGGUGGGAUCGCGGGGUUCAAACGCUGUUGACCACAGUGGGGGCAUUCGCAGCAUUUAGUCUGAUGACCAUCGCGAUCGGCACGGACUACUGGCUGUACUCCAGGGCGUACAUAUGCAAUGCCACCAACAUCACCACGGACGAAACUCAGUCGCAGCCCAAGAAAACUAAGGGGGAUCUCACACACUCCGGGCUUUGGAGAAUCUGCUGUAUCGAAGGCCUAAACAGAGGAAGCUGUUACCGAAUCAAUCACUUUCCAGAGGACAACGACUACGACACUGACAGCUCUGAAUAUCUUCUCCGUAUAGUUCGUGCCUCCAGUAUAUUUCCCAUCCUCAGCACCAUCCUGCUGCUGCUCGGGGGAUUGUGUGUGGGAGCUGGGAGAAUCUACAGCAACAAGAACAACAUCAUUCUCAGCGCUGGCAUCCUGUUUGUAGCAGCAGGUCUGAGCAACAUCAUUGGCAUCAUCGUCUACAUCUCCAGCAACGCGGGAGACCCCAGCGACAAGAAGGAUGAGGACAAGAAGAACCAGUACAACUACGGCUGGUCCUUCUACUUCGGGGCCCUGUCCUUCAUCGUGGCCGAGGCCAUCGGCGUGCUGGCGGUCAACAUCUACAUCGAGAAGAACAAGGAGAUGAGGUUCAAGACCCGCCGGGAGUUCAUCAAGACUACCUCCUCCUCUUCCCCGUACUCGAGGAUGCCCAGUUACAGGUAUCGCCGGAGGAGCUCGCGGUCCAGCUCGCGGUCCACCGAGCCCUCCCCGUCCAGAGAGACCUCCCCCGUGGGCCUGAAGAUGGUUGGCUCCGUCCCCAUGGGCGACAUCUCCAUGUACACUCUGACCAGGGAUCAAUCGAAAUCCAGCACCGGAGCCUCCUACAGCCCGGAGCAGGACUCCGGCUUCCUGCAGGUGCACAACUGCUUCCCGAAGGACAAGGACGGGAUUAACAGAAGGACGACACCUGUAUGAAAGCACGGGAAGACUCGGCUGAGAAUAUCAGCAAACGAAAAAAAGGAAUAAAACAAUAACAACAAGAAGCUCCGGAUGAAGAUGUUAUUUUGCAGAGGAGGACCGAGGACUCAGUGCAAACUGACGUGGGGAGCCAGGAUAAUGGGUAUUAAAUGGAAGCAGGAAGAUAGCAUCUCCUUUCUGGAACGAAGUGUCAACAAACCUGAGUGAUGUGCAGGAAAGGAAGUGAAAGGAGAUGGUGGUGGGGGGAGGGGGACAAUUAGGAGCACCGAGCCUGAACUCAUGCAUUAAAAUACUACACAGGUACUGGGGGAAAGCCAUCCGUGCAUUUUAAAUAGCACUUUGUGAAAAAAAAAAGAUGAUAGUUUUCAAAGUACAGUAAAACCAGAUUUAGUAGCAAUAUAUUCUGUGAUACACAGGAAGCCACAGUGACAACCCCCUGUCCCAGCACACCUUUGAACCUGGAGAUUCCUUCUACGGUUUCUGUCAUCGAUGUUGUUGUUGCUGUUGUUGUGAGUCACGUGUCUGAGUAGAUGUUUCUGAAAUACCUAAGCCUGCAUCGCAUAAACUGGUGCUAGUUGAAAUGUAGCCGCAAAGCAAAGGCCUCCCACCCCCUCCUCCACCCCCACACACCAAGUUUCCCGCAGGUUCUGUUUUCCUGACGUUUUUCUGGGCUUGCUUCUCCGGCAGUCAGGGAGAAAAGCUGUUUGCUCCGUGCUUUCGGUUCUGCUCCUGCGCUACCUUACCAAGUGUUCCCAUCCAUACAGCUUCUGCCCAGCUAGCGUCCGCGUCACAGGCACAGAGACCCUGCCAUCACACUGGUCUUGUCAUCGGAUAUUUUACACACUGGAACGGGAGCCUCAGAUUUCACAACAAAAAUUGAACUUAUCCUCAAAAUCUUAUCGUCUAACACGUUGGGUACCUAGAAACGCUCCAAGAAUAGGCAGGACUUGACUUAUUUUGCUCAGGGAAGGUGUGGUCAUGGAUUCAUUUUCGGGGGGGACAACAACAAACGCAAAACAAAAGUUUUUAAAAGGCUCGUUUUUAAAGAAGAAAUUUUACCUUUUUUACACUUUUUUUGUAAAUCGCAGAAAGACUGUUACUGUCCUGGCACAGCGAUAAGGAGACGCUUUUCUUCUUGCCCUCAGAGUGACCGUGUCUCAGGCUUGGAGUAACGUUUGAAACUGUGCAUCGUUCCAAAGCAGAGGUCUUGUAGGCGGCAAACAGUGUUUUUUAUGCAGACUCAUUUCAUAUAAAUGCCAAAGGCGCUGAGAAAUGCAAAUGGAAGAGAACCUGAUGUUACUUACAGCUUAUGUGAACACAUCAGCAACCGUAAGAAAGAUCACCUUGGGCUAAAAAAUAGUCUGUAUGAACUUAAUAAAUGAAGACAACUGACUUUUUCCUGCAGUCAAACAGCAUUGAAAUUCACAUCUUUAGAGUGAAAACCUAAUGUUUAAGUACCAUCACAUCAAACAGGAAAAAAUCAGUACUGAAGGACUCUAAUUACAAUAGAGUGUGUAUUGCUUUCUGAAGGACAUUUCGAAUGUGUUCGGCACAGUGCAGAAACGAAGGGCUAUGAGGAACACUGGCAACAAAUUUGUCCCAAAAGGUCUCUCCUCCUUGUGUGUCCAGCAUUAUUUCAUUGUAACAUUGUAGUCAGUCAUCAGUCAAGGGAGUAUCUUGAUUUUACAGUGAUGCACAGAUCAAAAUUCUGUUUUACUAUACUACAGUAUUUUAUUGUACAGUAUUAAACAUAUUUUCCCGUUUUUCUGGGUGAGUUCCACAAGGCUCACACCAUUCUGCAAUUCAGAAUCUCUCGUCACUCAAUUGAAAAACAGCGGGAGAGAGAGAGAGAGAGAGGAUUGUGUGAAUCCUUUUGUUUCCUGGAGAUCAGUGCAAUAACUCUGCUGCCAGAUCACUGCCUGUUUUAAAGCAGCCCAGUCUUGUCACUUUGAUAAAGCCAGCACUGUUGCUCCUCAGCAUAGCUCCCCACCUCCCCAAGUCUGACCCUGCAGCAUGUCUCUUAUCUGGCAGAUCAUUUAGUGUCCGAUGGGACCAGUUGUGCGUUUCUCUUCUUCUCUAAUCCUUGGCAAUACCCAGGAAUGUUUGCAGAACUCCUAGGGCACUUAGAGCUACAUAAUCUAUUUACCAGACCCUGUGCCCCUUGCAUUGUCUGCUGCACCAUUCCCUGACUCAGCCCUGUAAGGAACCUAGCAGAGCCCAGAGAGCCAUGCCAGGACUAAUAUGGCAAUACAAUCUGCUGUUUUGCAUGGAAAACCAAACAAGACAUUCCAUUUUUCCCUUUUGCUUUUGUUUCUGAAAUGGGUCCAUUGAUGUGGAGCAGCACCUACUCACAUGCAAAUGUUACUUUGAAGAUCCUCUGCCAGGCGUGACAUCUGCCUUGUUUUCACUCAUGUCGCUGGGAAUUCCAUGUAAGAAAUUAUGGGAAUCUUGUGUAUGUUAGAGUAAAGCUGGAACAGCUAAUUAAGCUAAUGAAGAUGCCUGCUUUGUUUCGGGGUUUUGUCACAAUUUUAAUUCCUACACAUUUUAGAAAAUAGAGAUUGGAGAGUUGUGCUUACGUCCCUCUGUUUCUCAUACUGCUGUAGCAACAAGCUCAUUUUCAGAGGCAUUACGCUGGAAACAUGCCACAGUUUGAAAAGAGAUUUUGUUCUGCAGAUUCUUCAGACAACCAGAGCUUGCAAGCUCUAUCAGAGUCUCUCCUGUGCCACUGUCUGCCAGUUAAAAUCAGUCUGACUGAAUCACAAAACGGCAAUAUUAAGUCAGUCAAUGGCGCCCAGUGGUUUAUUUAGCUACAGCAUCUGACAAACACAAGAAGGAUAUGCAGGUACCACAACAAUUGGCACUGCACACUGGAGUCAAACCCAGGAGCCAGAAACAGGGAGACAGUGUUACUGACCAGUACAUCUCCUUGUUGCCCAGCAGCUCUGCUAUCACACACGAUAUAAGCUGGACGAAAGAAGAAACAAUCCGAGCCCAUCGAGGGCCAGAUUUCAAAAGUUGUUUGUCUGCUUUCAAACUUUAAAACCUCAGAGGACUGCAGGUCCCUGUGUGGGUCUCUGAUGUGGAGCAGUGGGCAGGAGAUCGUCCUCAGUGCUGAGCUGUUUGUCUCACUUACAGACGUUCACAGCAUGUUGCAGGAGCAAUGGCUGUGGUCUUACUUGUGUUAAGGGUAAAGACAUGGCCUUAUAAAACCAGGAUAUUUGCAAGAGUAGAGUUCUGCAAAGAUCAGCUUGAGAAUCAGUAUUGAACAGCCUGGUUUGGCAGUGGGGCGGAGAUAUCGGAGAGUAUCACAUCUCUUUUGCUGCAGCUUUCUCCUGAGGCUUUCUUUUCUGCAAUUCUACUUGAAACAAUCCAUGUAACCUCAUUUUUUCUUCACAUCUGAACUGAUUCCGUAAGAACUUUUUUUUCUGGCAGAGGAACUGAUCGUGCCAAUUCUUCCUUGGGGAUCUGGCCUUCACAAUCGAGCGACUGGGGAGGGCGUCAGGGUGGGGGCUGGCUGUUCACUUGUUCUCUCUGAGGAAAUUCCCAGCAGAAAGAAGAUGAAAUAAAAUAAACCAGCCUGAAUCCAGACAGUGGAGAGGAGCAGGCAAAUGAUAACACUAAGAAAACAUCAGCCAAGAUGAAUAAAAAUGUCCAAUUUUAAGGAGGGUGGAAAUUGUGAAUGUCAGCACACUGUUUUUUCUUCUUUGCACUGUUAGCUUUGAACUUCCAUUCUCCUCCUUAAAUGGUUGACAUUUACCUGAAUGAAGGUUAAAUCCCUGGUUUUCUUUCAUGUGAAAGAAUAAUCGCUUUGUGGCUCCCUGCAGCUGUUGCCACCAGCCUUCUCUCUGCCUUUAUCGGGGCAUGUUAAGCUAAUUUCCACUGCGUGCUGAAACUGAGUGUCUUCCCUGAAUAAAAGGACAAUAGGCAAAUAGCAGGUUCUGGAAGCAAAGAGCACAGAACUCCCAGCGGGGUGCAAUAACAGUGAAUAUCUGGGCACUGUGAGAGGCCCAGAGUCUGGAAAAUAAACAUCACAAAAACGAGGGACCACUGAUGACAUCUCUCCUGUCCCAGCCAGAUCAAAGUGGCAGCACAAAGCCCUAAAACCCAGUGUUUUGAUGGCUUUACAAAACCACCAGUGUUAUCAGACCCAGUCUUUCACUGAGUCACUGUGCUCAGCUCAACAUCAAACAUCGGCAUCGUUCUCCGCCCUUUGACUGCCAAGAGGGGUGCAGUAGAGAAACAGACACGAACAGAAGACGGCCGCCUCCGGUGGAGGAGAUUUACAGACUUUGCUCCAGCUGUGUCUUUUAACCAGGUGUCGUAACCUUGCAGUUUCCCUGAGUUUGCGUCCUUUGCUGAGACUUUUCCCUUCCUGCUCCACUGUGAGCUUCUGCAGCUGUGUGGAGAGGGAGGCUGGGAGACUUCGGCUGUGGACCAGUCUCACUUUGGGGAUGGCCACGCCGCAGCUAGGGCAGGAGGAGGAGGUCAAAAAUGUUUUUAAAAAAAUUAUAGGAGUUUUAUAACCACUGGACCCGAGCAUGAAGCUAAAGGGUGCGAGCUUGAACUUUUGAAGACACUCACGUUCCUUUGGGCUUCUGUGUUCUCAAAAAACAGGUAUGUGCAAUUCACACGAAGGCCUGCCCUUGCUGCUGUUAUGUGCCUGUGUUUUGGAGACCCAGCACAAUAGCAGGGCUGAUGAGGAGAUACAGCAGCUCGCUGUCCCUGUGCUUAAUUCCUUUCUCACUGCCUCGCUGCUCACAGCACAGAUGAGCGUCUCACGUCUAGCUAUUUUCCUCCGUGACAGCGUUUUAACACAGUUCUCACGUUUAAUUUACUCUACUGCUGAGGAGCUAUUUUCUGUCUUUAUAGAGCAUCAAGUAAGACGUGAUCAGAAAGAUUGAUUUUUAAUUUUUUUUUUUAAACCUAGGAUAAAGAACUUCACAUUGUACGUACUUGAGACACCGGUAUGGGAAAUAAACUCCAGGCUUUUAUAACCAUCUACAACUUAAGCCUUGUUUUUAAAACUAAAACAAAAGAUUGGGGGUACUUUUUUGUUUUAAGAAGUUAUAACUUGAAUUAUUCAAUUAUUGUUAAAUGUGUCCUUUUUUGUUAGGUUCACUUGGGAGGUGUAUUUUUUACGAAAACAAAAAUGAGAAUUCUAUUUUACUGUUUGUAGAUUUGUGUAUGUUAAGAAGAAAAGCUAAUUUGUUUACAUGAAGUCUUAUUCUAAACAAUGUGCCAUAGUUGUACAUACAGUAGGUAGUUUCUGGUGACAGAGCCAUCGCCAUGGGAAUCUGCAAAAUAACUAACACGUGGAAUGCACUAUAUAUAUUUUUCCCUAAGCCUGUGCAGCAUUUAUGAAAACAGAACUUCUAUUUUGUUGUUGUUACUUACGGUUUAUUUUAAUUCUCCUUCAGCUGUGUUUGUCAGGUGUGCUGCCACAACGCUCUUCUCUCUUUGAAAUCCUGCCCCCACCAGGGGGCGCCACCCUUUCAGACCCGCUGCCUCUACUCGCAGCGAGUCGCUGUUACUGACCGGCCCCUGCUGGUCGGACCUUUUGUGACUGUGUGUGCAAUAACGAGGGCGUCGACGGGACCAGAAGGCGCUCGGGAUUGUACCCCGAGCAGGUCUAGGGCCCAUCUGAGACUGCAGUGCCAGAGUGAGGAACCUCCUGCUGGAGGAAAAGAACUCUGACACCGAAGACAACCCGCAGGGUGGUCCUGAGGGGCCUCGUGACAGCUGUGUUAGAAACGAAUCAGACAGAAAUGGAAACGUUGAUGCGGACAAUACUGUCAGUGUUACACUGCAAGCUCAGUACAACGACUAGGAGAUUUGUCUUAGGGUUGCUCCAAACAGCACGCUACAACUGUGUUUUUCAGUGUCAGUUUUAGAGGGGGUUAAAAAGACACCCUUCCCACCCUGGAGCAAAUGAGGCUGUGUUGACCCUUUGGUGGAUGAGAGGUACGUAAUUGAAGUGUAGGGUCGGCUUCUUUCUCCUUGGUUGGUGUCCCUGUCAUAUCACUAUCAAAAAGGUCUCCUUCUUUAUGUACUUAAUAUACUGUACAUGUAUCUUUGAGUGUAAUUUAUUUGUUGUUUCUAAGUGUGUACCGAGUAAGACGGAAACGCCAGUCACUCCCCUUCUUUGUAUGAACAAAUUAAAAAUAAGCAAAGUUGUUCUGAAAAAUG